AUGUCCGUGCAGGCUGCGCUCGCGAACCUCCCUGCUCCUCUUAAAGAUCUCGUUACCGCCGCCGUCCAGGACGGCAGCGAAGACUUCGGCAAGUCCGAGAAGGACAGGGCGGAGGUUGAGGAAUGGAUUAUCUCCGUCGCGAAAGGGACCGCGCACGACAAGAGUUGA
Messenger RNA from Epithele typhae, 168 nucleotides. RefSeq lists its product as uncharacterized. The transcript has 2 exons. The record is from RefSeq and is a predicted model, not a curated record. The coding region runs from base 1 to 168 and encodes 55 amino acids. NCBI's taxonomy places the organism in Eukaryota, Fungi, Basidiomycota, Agaricomycetes, Polyporales, Epitheliaceae.